CACAAGCAAAGGCAGGCGGGGGAGGUCCUACUCCGUGCAGUCCCCGUCGUGUUCGGAACGAGCGAGAGCGCGGGAGACGAGGCGCGGCGCCUCUGCCUGCCGUGCUGCCUUCUUCUCCCCUCUGGCAAACUCUGCUUCGGCUCCCCACGCCUCACGCCGCCUCGCCGAGACGAGACCCGCAGAACAGCUGGGUUCAGACUUCUUGGGCGAGAGCGAUAUGAGUGGCCCAAGUCAGUGCUCAUCCCAGCCACAAUUUAUGACUAGCGUUGGAAGGAGUAACCGCUCGAAUGGCCCCGGCACUCCUCUUAUCGAAAGCAUAGAUGUUGAUCAGAUUGUUAUUCCAGAGAAAAACAGUUGGAAGAACUUGUUCUCAUACAUAGGGCCUGGAUUUCUCGUCUCAAUUGCAUAUAUUGAUCCUGGCAACUUUGAGACGGAUCUACAGGCUGGAGCACAGUACAAAUAUGAGCUUCUCUGGAUCAUACUUGUUGCAUCCUGCGCCGCUCUUAUUAUUCAAUCACUUGCAGCCAGGCUAGGGGUUGUGACAGGGAAACAUCUUGCGGAGCAUUGCAGGGCUGAAUAUCCCAAGGUCACAAAUUUCGUCUUAUGGAUUCUUGCAGAACUUGCUGUUGUUGCAUGUGACAUUCCUGAAGUAAUUGGAACUGCUUUUGCUCUGAACAUGCUGUUCAGAAUCCCAGUUUGGUGUGGUGUUCUAAUAACUGGACUCAGCACUCUAAUGCUCUUAUUACUACAGCAAUAUGGGGUUCGUAAGCUAGAAUUUCUGAUUGCAUUUCUGGUGUUCCUAAUAGCAACUUGUUUCUUAGUUGAACUUGGGUAUUCUAAACCAAAUGCUUCAGAAGUUGUGAGGGGCCUUUUUGUUCCUGAACUUAAAGGAAAUGGAGCUACAGGUCUUGCUAUCUCGUUACUUGGUGCUAUGGUGAUGCCGCAUAAUCUUUUUCUGCACUCGGCAUUAGUAUUAUCAAGAAAAGUGCCACGGUCGGUUCAUGGGAUCAAGGAGGCAUGCAGAUUCUAUACAAUUGAAAGUGCAUUCGCCCUUACAAUAGCUUUUCUCAUCAACAUAUCCAUCAUAUCUGUCAGUGGUGUUGUCUGUGGUUCAGGUAAUUUGAACCCAGAAGAUCAGGUGAACUGCAGUGAUCUGGACCUAAACAAGGCUUCAUUUUUGUUAAAGAAUGUCCUUGGAAACUGGAGCUCAAAGUUGUUUGCAGUUGCCUUGUUGGCCUCUGGUCAGAGCUCUACAAUUACAGGGACGUAUGCUGGACAGUAUGUCAUGCAGGGGUUUUUAGAUCUUCGGAUGAAACCAUGGAUACGUAAUCUUGUCACGAGGUCGUUGGCUAUUCUGCCAAGUUUGAUCGUGUCAAUUAUUGGUGGUUCUUCAGCAGCUGGCCAGUUGAUUAUCAUUGCAUCGAUGAUACUGUCAUUUGAACUCCCUUUUGCUUUGGUUCCACUCCUUAAAUUCACCAGUAGCAAAACAAAGAUGGGGCAGCAUACAAAUUCAAUAUUUACUUCUGUGCUAACAUGGGUGAUCGGCUCGUUUAUCGUUGUCAUCAACACCUACUUCCUGAUAACAAGCUUUGUGAAACUGCUCCUCCACAGCGGGCUGUCCACCGUCUCCCAAGUAUUUUCCGGGAUUUUUGGGUUCCUGGGCAUGCUGAUUUACAUAGUCGCAAUCCUAUACCUUGUCUUCCGGAGGAACAGGAAGUCCACCCAGCCAUUGCUGGAGAGCGAUGCGGAGCUUGCAGUGUCCGGUAGCAGUGCAGGUGCUGGAGCAGAAUGCUCUCUGGGCCAUUUGCCCCGAGAGGACAUCUCCAGCAUGCAACUUCCGCAGCAGCGUUCAGCUUCUGAUCUAGAUUAGAUAACAGUGGUCAGGAAAAUAAAUAUGUUUUUUUUGUUUUUUAUAUACUAGUAUAGUAAUUACACAGUAGGGUACAUCAGGUUUUGACUUUGAUCAUCUUACUGAUGAUUUUAUGGGCAGUAAGCUAGGGAAUGUAUACAAGAGGAUGGAUAUCUAUGCCGCCGAACAAACAAAAGAGGCAAAAAAAAAGUUUAGUACUUGUUUGGAAAGUGAUGAAACUGAACUGUGGAAGGGGCAAAAAAAAACCCAUGUUGGUAUCGAAUCAAAUGUGAGAAGUUCUUCAUUUUAAACAUAGCGGCAUUGGUAACAAAAUGCCUAGAUGAUGUAACAUACUGAAUUUUUAUUAUUACAAUAGUAUAUACUGGACAUACUGUUUUA
Messenger RNA from Sorghum bicolor (sorghum), 2248 nucleotides. RefSeq names its product metal transporter Nramp3. Gene Ontology annotation, biological process: metal ion transport. Gene Ontology annotation, cellular component: membrane. NCBI's taxonomy places the organism in Eukaryota, Viridiplantae, Streptophyta, Magnoliopsida, Poales, Poaceae. Gene Ontology annotation, molecular function: cadmium ion transmembrane transporter activity; manganese ion transmembrane transporter activity. Bases 218 to 1870 code for a protein of 550 amino acids. The record is from RefSeq and is a predicted model, not a curated record. The transcript is spliced from 14 exons.